This is a messenger RNA of Fonsecaea erecta, 531 nucleotides long. RefSeq lists its product as hypothetical. The coding region runs from base 1 to 531 and encodes 176 amino acids. The transcript has 2 exons. The record is from RefSeq and is a predicted model, not a curated record. Lineage: Eukaryota; Fungi; Ascomycota; Eurotiomycetes; Chaetothyriales; Herpotrichiellaceae.
AUGAAGUUUGAGAAGAUGUCAAAGCCCAGCGAGGGCGUCAUCCGCAACGUUUCCAGGUUUCUUUACCAGGCUGAGGCCUUGUUUGGCGGGAUCAUCCUCGGUAUCGUCAGCUGGUACCUUGCCCACUGGAAAGACACCGAAAAGUACCCCGGCGCACGUCUCUGUUUUACGGAAAUCUUCGCUGGCUUUGCCAUCAUCUACGGAAGCAUUGCGAUUUGGACCUACAAUUGGUUCCCCGUCUGCUUUGCAGUAAUCGACUCCGUCCUCAGCCUGGCUUUCUUCUCCGCGUUCGGCGCCCUGAUUGAGUGGGACUGCAACAAGAACUGGGUCGGCUGGGAAGAGCAUGUCGGCAAGGGCUAUAAGGCCUGCUGGAAGACCACCGAGGCCUUUGCCUUCAUUGUCGCCUUCUUCUUCCUGGUCAGCACCGUCUUCGCCAUCAUGACAACGUCCGCUACCACUGAGCACCACCUCCACAUGACGAUGCACAGAAAAGCCAGCGGGACCAGCAGCACUGCCGAAACCCAAGUCUAG